ACUAAAACUAAUAUGCCGAAGAGACGGCAACCGUCGAGUUUGAAACAGUUGUGCAUUUCUGACAUUGCUUGGACUUUUGAACGAAUUUGGUGGAGAGAUUAUUUUGAUAAUUUUGGAGACAUGCAGUGUUUACAUGUUUUGGGACCCUUCGAUGCGCUUCCAUCUGGAAUGGUGGAAGAAAUCAUGAAGGUGAUGGAGACAAAUGGUCAACUACAAGGGAAAUACUUGCAGAUCCUCUUCACUGACAGACUUCGUCAUUUGCAUCUAAAGGGGACCAUAAUUACAAACCAAAUAGUAAAACUUCUUGCUCAGAGGGCACGGAAAUUAGAAACUUUGCAUCUGAAGUAUGCCAACAAAAUUUCCAAGAACCUGUUGGUUAAUUUAGUGGAGAAUCUGCCAGCUAUUAAAGAGCUCAACCUCACAGACACAAAGUGUGAUGACAACAUGCUCCAAAUUAUCAGUUUGAAUUGUCCUCAUUUGGUCACACUUUCUGUGAUGAAUUGUCAUGGUGUAACAGACAGAGGUGUUCAGUCAAUUUGCUCCGGACAAACCCGGAAAUUGCAGAAUAUUUCCCUUCAAGAUUCCGGUGCUACUGAACAAUCAGUCAUUCAGUUGCUAAGAACUUUACCUGAGCUGAAGGAAGUGGAGAUAGACAAUAAUAUAAGUGGACUUGUGCAGGUUAUUGAGGAGGACAUUGUGAAUGGGAAGAUGGACAGUAAAUAUGGCAUCCGGAAAAUCCACUGGGACACCUCCGUGCCUCUUUCCACACACCUUUCCCUCAUUGUUGAUCAUUGUCCAUUUGUUACAGAUGUCACUUGCCAUGGCGUCAUUAGUGGAGACGUUUUAAAGAAAUUAUCAUGUAUCAAGACCAUGAAAAAAUUGAACCUCUCUUAUGGUCAUGGAUAUGCUGGACAUCAUGAUUUGGGGGAGUUUGUUGAAUUCUUGCAGGAAGUAGGGAUUCAGAUCACAGAUUUGUUCCUGUCUGACACAAUGUUGAUGCCAGUUAGGGAAAUUGGGGUUUUCUGUUUGAAUUUGAAGGCUCUGACCAUGAUAUGCGACGGUAACCUUACUAGAGCAAGGGCUGUUCAGGCAAGUGAAGAACUCUUUCACCCUGACAGUUUUAAGAAAUUAGAAAUCAUCAAACUAUUUGACAAUAAUGUAAUCAGGUCAGAAGAUACCGUAACAUUUUUGUUAUGCCAAGCUGAAAACGUCAGGAUCUUAGAUGUACACAAAUGCAUGGCUUUCACAUCAGAAGGCCUGGAUGCUGCAUAUCAAAAACACGGAUUUAAACAGCUAGAAAGCUUAAAGUUAGACACUUGUCACAAUUUUGAUGAUAUUGACAUUUUGGAACUGAUGCUAGAAACUGAAAAUAAAUUAAGUGUUAUGCACUUAUGUUCAUGUUUUAAUAUCACCUUUGUACACAGUGAUGAACUCCAACUCGCCUUGCAGGAAGGUGAAAAUUGGGAUAUUGAAUAUCAUUGGGAAUAAUACAUUGUACAUGCAUAGAAUAUACAUGAAUUACCAUAGUACUAGAACAUAAGCAGAGUGUGCCAAUUUUUAUAAAAUUAUUUUUGUAUUUUGUAUUCAAUAAUUGUGAUUUUUAUGUAAUUUUUUGUAUCCUGAACUUCUAAAUGGUUACAUAGGAUUGUAUACGUGCCUGUAAAACAUUUUAUGUGACAGUUUAUGUAUAUCUACAUUUGAGUAUAUCCAAGAUCUCUUGUCUUAAUUAUUAUGAAUGUUGAACAAAAGCUAGUUAUAUUAUACAAUGCAUGUGUAUAAAGGUUGUUGAACAGUGAAGACUUUCUCUUUUAAUCAAAUUCUCUUUGAUAUUGAACAAAUUAACUACAUGUACAUUGUAUUGGAUACAUAUAAUUAUUAAACAUAUCCAAUAUGAUAUUUGCAUGAUUAUCAUUGUUGAGCAGUGAGGAAUUUAUUCUUUGGAAGGGAUUUGAAAGUAAAAGAUGUGAAGACGCUUA
This is a messenger RNA of Magallana angulata, 1976 nucleotides long. RefSeq lists its product as uncharacterized. Gene Ontology annotation, cellular component: SCF ubiquitin ligase complex. NCBI's taxonomy places the organism in Eukaryota, Metazoa, Mollusca, Bivalvia, Ostreida, Ostreidae. The transcript is spliced from 4 exons. The record is from RefSeq and is a predicted model, not a curated record. Gene Ontology annotation, biological process: SCF-dependent proteasomal ubiquitin-dependent protein catabolic process. The coding region runs from base 13 to 1488 and encodes 491 amino acids.